ACUCCCUCCCUGCCCUUCUUGUUUUGCACUCCCGAACUAGCGCUGAAGCAGUGCGCUCAGCAGCGGAUCUCGGCUCGUAUUAAUGUAGGUGCGACAGUUACGGUUUGGCAUACAGCUGCCGCUUAUUCGCAGGAGAGGGGAUAUUGAAAGGGACCGCACGGAAAAGGGCUGAAGAUACAAAGUAGCUCUGCGUCGUCAGAGGCUAUUUGACUCACUUUUGCACCGCUACGAGCGUAGAAAUAUAAGUUGCAUAGAAAAAUGGCAACCCAGUCGGCUCAGAUAUCGUCAUCUCAGGGGCUUGUCGACGGCUCCUCCGGUCCAAACUCGGCCAAAGACUCCAAGUGCUCGGAUUCCUUUCUUUCUUCUUCGCCUGUAUCUCUCAUUCAGUCUCCUCAAGGUGAAAGGGUCCAUCAGGGACCUGGUGAACCUACAGACAUGAUACCAACCUCCCUUCACUUUCGCUCUCAACCUAAUUCCUUUACUCCAGUUGCACUCGGCAGCCAGUCACUGGGAAAUGCAGGUGAAGGUAUUGGCCACUGUACAAAGGACAAGCAGAAAAAUAUGGAGAUCCGUGGGAUAGAUUCUCCUUUCACUGGAGCUGCUCCAAUUUCUUCUGUGCAAGGCCCCUCUACUGGAACAAAAACCGGUACUGGGCCACUGUGGGAUGACACAUCUCCUAUUAAGACUUCUCCUGUAUCUGAAAGAAUCAAAGCAUUGGAAGCUCUUGCAGCAAAGAAGGGUGAAACUGACACCUGGAGCGAUGGAGGAUUCCUUCACUUUAAGGAGCGCCACUAUGAGAAGUCUCCGACCGAGUUGUCCUCUCUGUUCCCAAAGAAGGACACAUCCCCAGACCAGUGCUCCCCAGAAUCACCUUUUGAGGUUUUGGGGGACACACAGCGGGGAAACGAUUUUGAAGACACGGCAGACUGGAUGCGAGCUCACUUGCCCCCCGCACCCGACUUUGAUACUGUCCCAGAGCUCGAAAUCAAGGCGGCUACAGACUUUCUGGUAUCCAAGUGUCUUCACGAGUUUGAGGAGACUCAGGCAGAAACCACAGUAGUGGCAAGUGUUCCUGAUGAAUUCAUGGAUGUUCCGAGAGAAACAUUUCAACAGAUGGAACAAACCAGUGAAUCAACUAAGCAGAGUAGUGUGGAAGAAGAAUCUGAAUUUGACAUGAGCUUUUUACCCACUGCCUACAUAUGGGACAAGCAAGAAAAAAUAGAUGAUGAGAUAAGGGGACUUCCAGCACUUGAUGAAUCAAAGCUCCCUCCUUCCCCUCCCCCUCCUGCUGGUUUUGGAUCCCCUACGCCCCCUCCCUCUCCGCCUGCCUUGCAACUUGAUGCUUUGCCGGUGAAACCUGCUCCCUGGAGUUCUGACAUGGAUCCUGUCGAGAUUGUAGAUUUGGACAGCUCAGGAGAGUCAGAUGAUACUGUGAUUGGAGAGGCGGUGUCUGUUAAAGCUCCUGUAUGUAGUAGUCCUGUGUCUGACCUUGAGGACCCCAUCACUGUUGCUCCCUCGGCAGCUUGUGGGGAGAAGGAAAGUCUGCCGGCUAAGCAAGAGAAGCAAGCAGUUUUGGUGCCUAUUAUAAAUGUAAUUGAAACUGAUGAACCGGCUCUAAGUGAUGAAGAGGAGGCAGAAGAGGAGGGUUUUCAGGUUGUCAAAGAUAUAGAUAAAGAACAGCCCAAACCACCUAGUUCAAAUUUUGAAGAGGAGAAAUCGGAACUACAUGAAGAUUCUGUUGCACAGAAUCUGCAUCAACAGAAUGCCUCAGAGGAUGAGUCUCCUCCAUCAAAGACCAUUUUAGAUACUGACGCUUCACCCCUUGAUUCUCUUGCUGAGAUUUCACUUCAAGAUCAAAGUAAUAAACCUGACACUCAAACAGAAAAUGCAUCUUCUGAAAAUGUGCUUUCAAAGGAAAUUGCCGGACGUUCUGUAGUUUCAGAACAAAUGGAAUAUUCAAACGUAACCCAAGUUCAGUUUUUCACACAAGAGAAUGCAAAGACUGGAAAUGAACCGGCUCUCUCCACAGUGCAGUCUUCAGACCAACUUCUAGAAAAGUCAUCGGAGUUGCAAUUUGCCAUCUUUGAUCCAGCAAAACAAAUCCCACCUGGUGACUUAGCAAAUAGUGUUGCUGAGAAUCCUUCCAUUACCUUGCCCUCCUCUCCAGAAAAUAUUACCCCUCAUACUGUGCUGGAAGAUGAACCAAGUAAAGAUGUGUCAAGUAAAACUUCAACAGCUCAACUUAUUCAACAGGAUGUGAAUAGCACUGAGCAUGUUCCACAAUGUGACACAAAGCUUGAAGCUGAGAUCUGUCCUCCUGGCAUUAAAAGCAUGUCCAUGGACAUAGAGUUAAGCUCAGACAUUGGUUUUAAUGUUCUUUCCUCUGAUUCUCCUGUACAGAAUUGGGCUGAGUGUGUGCCAUUGAGUGCGUCUUCUGGUGUAGUUUGUAACACUACCGAAACUGAGACAGAUUUUGCAGAUGAUCUCAAAGUAGUUGCCAAAGACUUCCUUCCAAAUCUUGUAGGAGGAAAGCCUUCACCUCAAGCCAUUACCCCAGAUUCACUUUCAGGCUUGCAGAACACUCCCCAGAAUGUUCAUUGGGAAAUGUCGACUGAACUUCAGCCAGACCAAGACACGGUUUCAGAAAUUAGUUCCCGUAACCUGGGGAAGGUUGAGGUCCCAGCAAGCCUGAGUAGUGAGGAUGUCUUGACCUCACGUGAGUCUGGAUUGUUGCCAAAAUCUGUUGUGGAUCAAUGGCAAGACAAUCAACCGGAAAUUUCUCAACCAAAACAAACUUCCCCAGAGACCAUGAGUGACCCUGAAAGCCCUGAGCUAGAGUCCUCAAUUUCUGAUGCAACUGACAGCUUUGUAGAGUUCAUGAGAGAGUGUCUGAAAUCACGACAGGAUGGGGAACCUAUUGAUGUCGGCAGCUGUCGCAUGGGUACUGAGGAGUUUCCUAAAACUGAUGCACAGUCCUUUCAUUCCCCACCUGCUAUGGUUUUGGAUCUGGAACAAGAGCGUCUUACUAUAUGUGCCCUGAAAGAGCUGGGCAGCAGUCAAGAAGAGGAUGAAGACCUGCCCAUUGAGAAGAGCUCCCAAGAAACACCCAAGGAAGGAACCGCUGCCCUACUAACAUCCCAACUACAAACGAUGGGCACUGCUCCCCGUCCGGCUCCCACUAGUGAGCCUCUUGUCCGAGAGUCUACAAUCGAAGAGGUAGACAGGAUCGACGCAUGGGUGACUGAUGCUUACCAUCUUGCAGAGCAUGCUUUGACAGCAAUACUAACCCACCUGUCAGUACGAGACCUGGUGUAUUGGCGAGACCCCAAAAAGACGGGUGUGGUGUUCAGCGUCUCCCUGCUGCUGCUGCUCUCCCUGGCCGCGUUCAGCAUCAUCAGCGUGGUCUCAUACAUCCUGCUGGCCUUGCUCUGUGUAACCAUCAGCUUCCGUAUCUAUAAAUCCGUCAUCCAGGCUGUGCAGAAGUCCAAUGAGGGCCAUCCAUUCAAGGCCUUAAUGGAAAAAGACGUCAGCGUGCCCCCAGAGACCUUCCGCAACUACGUGGACACCAGCCUGUCCUACAUCAACCAGGGUCUCAAGCACGCCAGCCGUCUCUUCCUGGUGGAGGAUUUGGUGGACUCCAUCAAGCUGGCGGUGCUGAUGUGGCUGCUGACCUACAUCGGCGCAGUGUUCAAUGGCAUCACUGUACUCAUCCUGGCUGAUAUUCUUCUCUUCACCUUGCCCUUGUUGUAUGAAAAGAACAAGACUCAGAUUGAUAACUAUGUGGGAAUUGCACGCAAUCAGAUCAACACCCUGAUCUCUACGUUGCAAAAGAAGCUACCAGGAGCGAAACCUAAAUCUGAAUGAUCACCCCUGCGCCUCCCCUCCCCCCCCCCCAGUCCCCUAGCUGGUUCAUUUCCCCAGCCCCACCCUAUCCUCCAAACUCCUGCACCAGUCUCUCAGUCUGCAUUGAACCAGCUAAUAAGAAGCUUAUGUUAAAGUUAGUAUUUGUCCGUCGUGCCUGAGCUAUAUGAGCAUCGUGGACAGACUGCCGGAGCCGGCGUCAGCCCUGCACUUUGUCCUGAGGGUGGUGAAAAUGCCGGCAGCUAAACUGGAUGCUGGUGCAAAGAACAAGGCAGGGUUCGUGAACUAGACUGAAUCUAUGACCUGGUUUUGCAGUGACUGGGGGAAUGGUGGGGAUUGAACUACAUUUUGCGCUUACUUGCGGAGUAGUAUGACAUGAUAGGAAAGUGGUGUGCUUAGUAUGUAGUUGCGAUAUAGGUCUGGUUUCCCCCUGUCCGUAGGUUGUGAGGGAUAUCUUCAGCAGACUUUGUUGGAGCAUAAAACAUUUUUUUUGGUCACAAUCAUAAAUUUAGAGACUGCUUUAGGUUUUUUUUUCUUUUUUUCUCAGUUUGGUCUUUUCAGCCUGUCUGUCCUUUUUGCCCUGAUUUAACUUGUUUAUCUGUAUUGACCUGCAAUGCACUGAAUAUAUUGCAAAAUGAACAAAUAUCUUAAAAGAAGGAACCAGCUGUGACGUAUUUGGUCUAGUUCUUUCUUUUUUAGUAUGUUUAUGUACAUAGGACUGUAAUAGGCUUUCUGAUAAGGAACAUGAAGAUAAAUCAUUUUUGGAGAGAUUCUUUCUCAUGAUGCCAUCUGUCACAGGCCCCCUCUAGCAUUAUUAUUAUUGUUAUUUUAUUACUAUUACUACUAUAACUACUAGUAGUAAAGUAGUAGCUGCUUCUUGUGCUUCGGCUGUGGCCAUUCGUUGACUACAUGAAAGCUCCCUGGCAGACGCACCUUCCUUCCUGAUGGUGUAAGUGGCCCAACAGAAACACGCCUGUGUAGAACAUCAUCAAAGUGACGUCGCUGCAUCCAACACGGCAAACUGUCCACAUCUUGCACUCUGACUGCCGUGAAGUACACAGAGCACGUUUAUCUCCAGACCGUUAUGGAUGUAUCGGUGCUCACUUGCAUAUAUCUAAGCAUCGUCCAGUUUCAUCUCCUGCCUGAAAGGCUGUCAGUGUGUGUUGGGAGAGCUUUGCUAACCCCCGGAGCCUCUGAGCUGUAUAUAUGUCACUAGCCUGUUCGCACGCGGCCUGAGAACGCUACUGAGAAGGAUCUGUUCAUGCUUUGUUCCUUUCAUAAGCAUAAUUUAACUUUGCGUGUGACUUUUCCCUUAAAGCCCACCCUGUUCACACAUCUUGCCUACAGGAAUUCAUAGGUGUUCUUAAUUAUAUAAGCUUUGAUCUGCUGUGUAGGUUUUUCUUUGUUGUCUUUAGAAUCUUUUCUUAAGGCUAAGGAAGCUAAAUUUUAAGAUGCCUAUAUAUAUGUACACAACACCCUACUCCAAAUUAAGAAUUAUUUUCAGCCAUUGUUACUGCCGUGUUUCUCUUAAGGAGUUUGGAUGGGAGAAAAUAAAUCUUUUUACCUGCUGUCCCACCCCUGUAGCAUGCUGCUUUUACUCUUCAUAUCUUUCGGGUGAAGCACUUCCCUGUUGCGGCCGGUCUAGCUUCAGGUUCUUAUUUGGGUAAUUUGUGUUUACUUAUAUUCAAGUUAUUAGGUAUAUAGCUCAUUAUUGGGAGCUACGGGAAGGCUGGUCAACAUGAGCAGAGCAAUUGUUCUAUACUGGUGUCAAAGUGCUAUUAAUAAAAUAGUUAUAAAAACA
Molecule: messenger RNA, 5662 nt
Organism: Brienomyrus brachyistius
Lineage: Eukaryota; Metazoa; Chordata; Actinopteri; Osteoglossiformes; Mormyridae
Gene: rtn3
Product: reticulon 3
Exons: 9
Coding region: 259-3864 (1201 amino acids)
Biological process (GO): endoplasmic reticulum tubular network formation; brain development; neuron differentiation
Cellular component (GO): neuron projection; postsynaptic density
Source: RefSeq, a predicted model, not a curated record